AUGUAUCAGGAGAAAAACAUCCACAGCACAGCGAGCAUCGUUGGUAAAUAUCACUACGUCACAGCCAUUGUAGCUAGUAUGCAUCGAUUAUCUAACCCUGGAAACAUCAAAAGGAGGAUAUCAAGACAUAUUAGUGUUAACGGACCAUUUCACUCGGUACGCACAAGCAUAUCCAACCGCAAUCAGACUGCACGGACCACAGCGGAUCAAGUCUUGUUCAAUAACUUCUUUGUGCAUUAUGGAUUUCCCCUCCGUCUACAUUCGGAUCAGGGAGCACAUUUUGUGAAGAAGUUAAUCCAUGAGUUGUGUCAGAUUACUGGGAUCAAGAAGUCCAGAACAACGCCCUACCAUCCGAUGGGAAAUGGCAUGUGUGAGAGGUUCAAUCACACUUUGCUAGCCAUGCUUGGCACGUUAGAACCUGAACAGAAGUCGGAAUGGAAAAAGCAUGUUGCACCUCUUGUACAUGUCUACAACUGCACCAAGAAUGAACAAACUGAAUACAGCCUAUUCCUGCUAAUGUUUGGAAGACAACCCAGGUUGCCAGUGGAAUGGCCUUCGUUAUUCCCAGAGGAGAGGAACAUCAUAGCAAUUCUAGAAACUGCUCUGGAAAAUGACCCGGUACAAACGAUGAAAAAGGACAAGAUCAAACGGAAUAGAAGUAAAUCGGAUAAUGAUGAUGAUGACGACAGGAGUGGACUGGAAACUGAGGAUGAUACGGAUGAGGAUGUGUGCUGUGUAGUUGAUCCACCAGUAGAUGUGACAGGCGCCAAAUUGGUAUCAAAUUCAUAG
Messenger RNA from Mizuhopecten yessoensis (Yesso scallop), 789 nucleotides. Its product is annotated as KRAB-A domain-containing protein 2-like. Gene Ontology annotation, molecular function: nucleic acid binding. Bases 1 to 789 code for a protein of 262 amino acids. NCBI's taxonomy places the organism in Eukaryota, Metazoa, Mollusca, Bivalvia, Pectinida, Pectinidae. Gene Ontology annotation, biological process: DNA integration. The transcript is spliced from 2 exons. The record is from RefSeq and is a predicted model, not a curated record.